AUGACUGUUGGCAUGCUGGCACGAUAUUAUAACUUCCCAGUGAUCGCAUGGGGCACCACAAUGCCCACCGAAAUAGCCGACCCUAUAAUGUACCCAUCGCUAGCAGCGAUUGCGCCAGUGAAUUACCAGUCGAUAAUGUCGUUUUUCGCAUUAUUAAAAGCUUUUGGGUGGACAGAUUUUGCAUUCAUUUAUGUAAGAGACGAAAGCAAUAAAGCUCCACGGUGUUCCUAUCUUAUUUCCGACAUCGAGCAAAUGUUACCAGACACGACGAACAUUACGAUGACAUAUAGCGAAAUGCUGCUAUCGACCACUGAAGAAGCAAUACUGCCGGCACUAGACAGCGUGAAACAACGAGCUAGAAUUGUUGCAAUUUGCACCGACAACAAAAGAGAGCUGAUGAAAGGUAUCAUGAAGAGUAAUAUGAACACUACCGAAUACGUCUAUGUCUUUCUGCAAACAAGCCACUCUGGCUACGGGAAUCCACCAUUCUGGGAAUCAGGAUCUGCGUCUGACGGAAUGGAUCAAGAGAUCCAAAUCGCUGCUAGUCGAACUCUAAUCAUUGAUAUCUUUGCGCAACCGAAUCCAGACCCAACUUUUUCAAAAAGACUGUUGAGCGCCAUGAAAGAACCUCCAUUCAAUUGUACUAGAGAAUGUAAUGGUUACACGGAUAAGGUCGCAGAAAGAGCAUUUUAUCUGGGAGAUGCAAUGUAUGUGUAUGGUAUUGCACUCGACCGGUACUUGAGAGAAAACCCUAGAAAUUGGAUCCAUAAUGGCCAGGCAGUAAUUCAGUCUUUAGAAGGAAACUAUCUUAGCUUUGCUGGUGAGUUCAAAAUCGACAAGGAUGGGAAUCGAAAUUUACUUUACGCUGUUUACGGUCUGAACGAAGAUUAUAAACAAACUCUUUUUAUAAAGCUACGAGGCAACAGAACAACAACGUUUUUCAAGUGCGGUGCAUUCCUAAGUUCCGUAUCGCGCUUGGAGAUAGACUGUGGUGGAUUCGUCCUUUUACAGUCAGAGUGUUUAACGAAGCCAAAGUUCUACGCGUUUUGGCUUAAGUUGCUUUUCUUGCUCAUGCGCGCUUACACCAUAGGAAGUGCUGCUGUAGGAUCGCUUUGGAGAACUCAAUCUUGCCCAUUUUUUAAGCUGUACUUUGAGCAGGAGAUUAUAAAACAUGGGAACCAGAAGAAACCUAUAGUACCUUGUGGUCUCACUGGGGUGGGACAAUACCUGUUGCAGUUCCGCUCUGCGGCUAUGACGGUAGUGGCUGUCAAGCAGAUUUCAUGGAGACCUAUCGGACAUACGUCAUCAUUGGAAUUGUGCUGGUUGUCUGCGCAGUGUUACUGCUUGUAA
This is a messenger RNA of Enterobius vermicularis (human pinworm), 1350 nucleotides long. The record is from the annotation of a GenBank genome assembly. Lineage: Eukaryota; Metazoa; Nematoda; Chromadorea; Rhabditida; Oxyuridae.